AUAUUAUUUGGUAUUAAAAAAGAAAAAUUUAAACAACAUUCGGAUAAUGUCCGAGUCUCCAGAAGCGCAAUCCCUCAAAGAGGACGGGCAUGCGGAUACAGCUGCCAAGGAGGAGGAUAAAGAGGCUACGCCUCCCGCUGCUGCUACUGUUGCUGCCAAGGAGAAAACUGGCAAGGGAAAAGACAAAGACAAGGAGGGCAAGGACAAAGCGGCCAAGGGAGAGAGACAGACUGGCAGCCAGCGCCAAUCUCACAGUGGGGGCGUGACCAGCCCCUUGGGCAUGGGACAGCAGCCGAAACCCACAAUGCGCUAUAUGCCCACCUAUCGCCUGGAACCCAAAAAUCCACUGAACAAGGAGCAGGUGGAAAUAAUCAUGAAGGCGGUGAUGAACAAGCACUACAACGAUGAGUACACGUUCCACCCUAAGCACUCGCUGCACAUGGCAGCUCAAAUCAGCGAGGAGAUCAAAAAUCGCAUCAAAUUAAUGAACUAUGACAGAUAUCGCUACAUAGUGCUCGUCACUGUGGGCGAGAGUCUGAUGCAGGGCCUCUAUUCGAUGGUCAACUUCUUGUGGGAUGCUGAAAAGGAUGGAUUCGUCACAUAUAAGGUUGAGCAACCCACAUAUUAUGCUCUCUGCACAACAUUUUAUAUAUAUUACGAUUGAACUUGAAUUGUUAUUAUUAAAUCAAACAUUAGUGUCAUA
This is a messenger RNA of Drosophila guanche, 703 nucleotides long. Its product is annotated as tctex1 domain-containing protein 2. Gene Ontology annotation, molecular function: dynein intermediate chain binding. Gene Ontology annotation, biological process: microtubule-based movement. The record is from RefSeq and is a predicted model, not a curated record. Gene Ontology annotation, cellular component: cytoplasmic dynein complex; cytoplasm. NCBI's taxonomy places the organism in Eukaryota, Metazoa, Arthropoda, Insecta, Diptera, Drosophilidae. The transcript has 4 exons. Bases 47 to 664 code for a protein of 205 amino acids.